CCCUUCCAAUGAGAUGGGGGAGGAUAGGUACCACUCAAGUAUACAGCGUACGUAAUUUUUGCAUUUAAAUGAAAAGUUGGUACAAUUGGUAGUGUUUUGAAGUCGGGAGAUAUUUCCUUGGGUUAGUACCUCGAAAGUUUGACAUAAUACUGGGAUUCGUUUCCCGUGGUUGAUUCAGCGCCAAGAUGGACAAGAUCGACAUGAGUUUAGAUGACAUCAUCAAACAGAAUCGCAAAGAGAAUCGUAAGCUGGCCGUUCAGAAGAAGAAAGCGGCCGCCGGCCUGAAGAACCGUCCCUCCGGACCUGCUGGCCAGAGACAAGCCAAAAAGCCCGGGCUGGCCAAAACUGGUCUUGGGGUCAGAGGCCGCGCAAGUCAGCUGAAGCAGUUCCGGGCCAGGAUAGGUGGGAAGAAGACUGUGGGGAAGGGCGUGGCGCUGACGAAGAAGAAAGGGGCGGCCAAGGUUCAACAGCAGGGCGGGGUCGUCGCAAACAGAGGGCCAGCUCGAAAGGUCGGCAAGCAGCGAGUGCCUGUUAAGAGAAUUGGCGGUGCCCAGGUGGUGAAUCGCUACAGGAGACAACAGCAACAACAGCAGCAGCAGGUACAGCAGCGCUUGCAGCAGAGCAAAGCCGCCCGACAGCAGCGGUUCAACCAACAGCGAGGAAUACAGACGAUACCACAAGGGGGCGGCAGGAAAAAGGUCCAGUUGAACCGCCAGAACUUUGUCAGCGCACAGACAAACAGUCGACAAAUCAACAGGCAGCAGACGAACACACUACAGCAACAGCAGCCGCAGUUCAGCCAGCGGCAGAGACAGAAGAACAAGAGAUUACUUCAGAACCAGCCAGCCCAGAGGGCCAACCUGGCCAGGCCGCAACGCCCGAAAGCCCAGAGGGCGAAGCAGCUGAGGGCCAACGCCCAGAAAGUCAAUCCUAAGCUCCUUACAGUCUCCAUCAGCAAUCCAAAGGCCAUGCAAAACUACAAGCCAGUGAAGAUUAACAGGAAUAAACCCAAAAUGCAGAUAAGCGGCGGCACACUCAAUGAUCGGUUCGGCCAGUUACAGCAACAGCAGCAACCCAAGAACGCGCCCAACACUAACCGGCAGAGGAGACGGCGGAAACAGCAGGGGCAGGGGCAGGGCCAGAACACCGGUGGGCGGACAGUACUUCUAGUCUGAAGUGGGAAUUUCUCAUUCUUAACGGGAAAAAAAAUGUUAAUCGUCACAAUGCUGCUUUGUAAAAUUUGUAGAGUGGAUGGGGUUGCAGGUGUUGCAUCUUCAUUGGUUGAUUUCCGGGUGUCGUGUUUCUCCUUUCCCGAGAAGCCACCUCAGUCGGUCACCGCUAGAGGUAAUGUCUGGGUUGAGCCAAAUGCCACAUGUGAAAUAACCACAGUUUUGGACCUGCGACGUAAGAGAAAUAUUGUUUUUACAGAACGCUUUUAUUUCGCAGUGUCGGUUUUUAUAGGGGUGCCCGGUUUCUCUUCAAGAAGAUUCAGAGGUUAAAAGGCCACCAGUGGUAAACCUAUUUUCUGGCGAAACCUUUUAGUUGAGAAAUGCCAGUACUUGUCUGUCACCAAUUCUUCGAUUUUUUUUCUAACCAUUCGGCUAUCCAGUUACACUGCACAGUUACCUCUUGGGAUUCAAUCACGAAAACUGACAAAAAGUUUGACUUUCCUGAUUUUUUUUUUUUCAUUUGUUAAUUCAAGGUUGCUGUUUAUUUUUCUUUUCUGAAUUUCAAUUUAUCACCGUAAAAUCAUAAAUUUGAAUGAACUAUGAAUAAAUUGGUUGUGUAUUGAAGUCAUA
Acanthaster planci (crown-of-thorns starfish) is the source of this 1799-nucleotide messenger RNA. RefSeq lists its product as uncharacterized. Gene Ontology annotation, biological process: mRNA export from nucleus. Lineage: Eukaryota; Metazoa; Echinodermata; Asteroidea; Valvatida; Acanthasteridae. The record is from RefSeq and is a predicted model, not a curated record. Gene Ontology annotation, molecular function: mRNA binding.